Messenger RNA from Cynara cardunculus var. scolymus (artichoke), 949 nucleotides. RefSeq lists its product as uncharacterized. Lineage: Eukaryota; Viridiplantae; Streptophyta; Magnoliopsida; Asterales; Asteraceae. The coding region runs from base 53 to 736 and encodes 227 amino acids. The transcript has 3 exons. Gene Ontology annotation, molecular function: protein binding. The record is from RefSeq and is a predicted model, not a curated record.
GCAAUGAUGAGAUGGAUUCAUACGGUUCUCAGUUGAGUUUCCCUUUACAUCAAUGGGUGCUUGUAGCCCACCAAUUUCCCAUCUUCUUCCCAACCCUAACAAAACCCUUAUUACUAACACCACCAGGAAACCAUUCUUCAUCAUCCUCUCCUCCUCAUCAAAACACCAAUUAACAAUACAAAGGAGGCAAUUAUUGUUGCUUUCGCUUCCAAUCUCUAUCACUACCAUUCAAUUGACUUGUUCUUCGUCUUCAGCUGUCGCGGCCCCUAUUUUCGAUCCUAUUUCGGAACCUGAGAGAGCUGCCAGCUUGGAGGUGUCCCGAAGAGUGGCGGAAGCGGUGGAGCUUCUUGAGAAAGGGAGGGAAUUUCAGGCCCAGGGUGACUAUGUCCAAGCUCUUCAAUACUUCACUCAGGUUGUAAGAGAAUACAAGGACUUUGCUCUUUCAGAGUAUGCAAGAGUUGGUAGAGCCUUAGCCUUAUACGAAGUCGGGGACAAAAAUGAAGCCAUAUCAGAAAUGGAGGAUGUUUCCAUUUCGUUAAAAGGAAGUCCAGAAGUGCAUGCAGCUCUAGCAGCGGCGUUAUACUCUGAUAAGCAUGCCUCAGUGCUUGCAGAAAACCAGUUCACAAUAGCAACUCUUCUCGAUCCAAAAUAUACGGAUCUUGGAUACGUAAAAGAUACAAAGCACUGGCCCCCGAGUUUGGUUCGGUCUUUGCAAGAUUUUAUCACGCUUUCAUAAGGUCAUCCAAACAGGACAGAAACUCAACGAACUUUCCUCCUACCAUUAUAUAUGUACUUACAUCUUUUCUUGAAGUGAACGAAAGCUUACUUCUAUUUGUUGGGUACAUGAACAUGAAGCAUACGAAAAUAUACGUGUAUACUUUUACAUUUUUCUUGCACUUACUUGUUUUGUGCAAUAUACUGAACCCUUCAAUCUCAUUCUUUUACUUUC